AAGUCAGAUGACCGGACCGGACCGGACAAGUACAAAGAAAAGUCGCAGGGAAGACCCGACGCCCUUUUUCUCUGCAGAUUGCGGGGACGAUUUUCGGAGAAAAGGAAACCAGUUUCGGAAGGGAUUGCUUCUCUCGCUUCCUGAGAGAUAGUCUAGUAAUCUAUUUAAUCCUCUGAGAGAGAGAGAGAGAGAGAGAGCACGUUAAUGGAUCAGAUCCUGAACAAGGUGGGGUCCUACUGGUUCAGCAGGAGAGCCAGCAAGGAAUUCGAUUCCGUCGGCGAUGAUCUCAACUCAUUGUCAAGCAGCAUUGAGGGUGGAGCGAAAUGGUUAGUUAAUAAAAUUAAAGGAAAAAUGCAAAAGCCAUUGCCAGAGCUGUUGCGGGAGUAUGACAUGGCAGUAGGCAUCUUCCCUCGUGACGCUACAAACUAUGAGUUUAACGAAGAGACAGGGAAGUUAACUGUGUUCAUACCAUCCGUGUGUGAGGUUGGGUACAGAGACUCAUCAGUCUUGCGUUUUGCCACAACUGUGACUGGGUACCUGGAGAAAGGAAAGCUAACUGAUGUUGAAGGAAUUAAGACCAAGGUGAUGAUUUGGGUGAAGGUGACCAGCAUUUCCACCCAAGGAUCAAAGAUCCAUUUCAUGGCGGGGAUGAAGAAAUCCAGGAAGAGGGAGGCUUAUGAGGUCCUUAGAGAUGGAAUCAUUGUAGAUAAAUUUUAAAUUUUAGCUUUGUUUGAACGUAUGUAGGAGUGUUUCAUAGUCUUCUCAUACGUGAUACGUGGUGUCUAGAAGUAGAAUUGUGUUUCUUGUUUGAAAAGCCUCUGUGUGUUUAUUUGAUGACUCUCACCUUUUAAUGUAUCGUCUAAUUAUCAUCAUUUA
Nelumbo nucifera (sacred lotus) is the source of this 876-nucleotide messenger RNA. RefSeq lists its product as uncharacterized. The record is from RefSeq and is a predicted model, not a curated record. NCBI's taxonomy places the organism in Eukaryota, Viridiplantae, Streptophyta, Magnoliopsida, Proteales, Nelumbonaceae.